Molecule: messenger RNA, 528 nt
Organism: Fulvia fulva
Lineage: Eukaryota; Fungi; Ascomycota; Dothideomycetes; Mycosphaerellales; Mycosphaerellaceae
Exons: 2
Coding region: 1-528 (175 amino acids)
Source: RefSeq, a predicted model, not a curated record
AUGGUCACUACGAGACGCAUGCUGCGGGCUGACGUCCAAGAUCCAAAGAAGCAACCAUUUCCCCUUCUCGUCCUUCCGCCAGAAAUCUGGUGCGAAAUUGGCAAGCUCGUCGUCGACGCCGGUCCAUUCCUUAGACUCAGAGACAUCGACAACCUGUCGCCCCUGGCGAAGUUGGGCCGACCAGCGACAUGGCAUCAACCACCAAUCACCCGCGUGUGCACAGCACUCCGCCACGAACUGCUAUCCUACUACUACAAUACCAAAGUCCGCACAAGCCAUGGUCAAGGUCUCCGCUUGCGUAAUAGGACAUUCUGGGCCAGUGACGCCAAUUCCAUCUACAAGUGGCUGCAUGCCAUUGGACGGGAGAACAGGAAGGAUGUUAGAGGCUUGCUGUUGUACCGCUGGUCAGAGGAGAAAAGACCCAGCGCGCAAGAGCUUGCACAAAGCUGGAAACUCCAUAUCGAGCUUGGAGAGGAGGGCACGGCACGCUUCGGAUGGCGGGUUCAUCCUGUGAAAUUCCUUCAAUGA